AUGAUCACUCACAUCGUCCAAUUUCAGUUCAAAGCCUCUCUCGCCCCCGAAAAGGUCCAGGAGACAUGCGCUCAUCUCGUUUCCCUGAAAGACAAGUGUCUACAUCCUACCACUGAGCAGCCAUACAUCAAGUCAUUCAAGGCGGGAAAGCAGGAUUCGCCGGAGGGUAACCAUAAUGGAAUCACCCAUGUCUUCGUCAUGGAGUUUGAGUCCGAUCAGGACAGAGAGUAUUAUCUCACCAAAGACCCUGCGCAUCUAGGCUUCAUCAAGACCCUGGACGGUCUGAUCGAAAAGUCCCAGGUGGUCGACUUCACUGAAGGGGUCUUCUAA
Aspergillus costaricaensis CBS 115574 is the source of this 330-nucleotide messenger RNA. RefSeq names its product Dabb family protein. Bases 1 to 330 code for a protein of 109 amino acids. The transcript is spliced from 3 exons. The record is from RefSeq and is a predicted model, not a curated record. Lineage: Eukaryota; Fungi; Ascomycota; Eurotiomycetes; Eurotiales; Aspergillaceae.